CCGUGGUUAUAUAGUUAAACGAUGAAGCGGGAUUGUUAGUGAUUCAGUUGAUUUUAAACACUUAACUAAUCGCAUUUGAAUGGUGAUGUUUUAUUCAGAUAAAUGUCAAUACGGUGCAAAAUAACGAAUAUGAUAAGAACGUACUGUCUGGCGAUAAUUAUUUGUUCAUUUUUUAACAUUGUUCUGACGAAAGAAACGAAAUGGAUACCGUGCGUCGAGUUGAAACGGGAUUUACAUAUCCCGUGCAAAUGUUCCAUCUCAACAGAGUACAGCCGAUCGAUCGAGAUGAAUUGCGAUCAAGUGGUGUUUACGCGGAGUACCACGGACAGUUUAAAAGGACAACCGAUCGUUUCCAUGAGUCAAAGGAACAGCGGAUAUCAAAAUUUACCAGAAGAUUUGCUCAAUUCCGGUUUAAAUUUAAAAAAGCUCGAUCUGUCCGAUAAUUCGAUUUAUAAAUUGAUGGGUCGAUCGCUUCAAGCACAGACACAAUUAGAAGAAUUAAGACUUGCCGAUAACUUUUUGGGCGAUAAUCUAAAUCCGAUAUUCUCGAGUAACGAGUUCCACGGUAUGAAAGAACUGAGAUUACUCGAUUUGUCUAGAAAUGGUCUUCGAAGUUUGGAAGAAGGCAUCUUUAAAGGAUGCGAGAAUCUGGAACAACUUUAUUUAGAUGGCAAUAACUUGACGACAAUACCGACAAUGUCAUUAAAAGGACCCAAGUCUCUCAGAGUACUUUCUCUUUCUGGAAACAAUAUUGGAUCACUUCCACGUGCCGCUUUGUUGAUGCUAGGCGAAUCGCUAUUACGAUUAGAUUUAAGUGAAAACGAAUUGUCUCAUAUGGAGGAUGGUGCACUUUUGGGUCUUGAGCAAUUAUUUUUGUUAAAUAUUUCUCGCAAUGAUCUUAGCCGCUUUAAUAGUGACGUUUUUAAAGGAGCUUACAAUUUAUUGCAGUUGGAUUUGUCGACAAAUUUUCUGCGGGAAUUUCCAAGUGACGCGUUAAGACAUUUAACGGAAUUAAAAUUUCUCAAUGUAUCGAACAAUUUGAUUGAUGAGAUCGAGCAUGGGCAUUUAUCAACUUUAGGAGAGCUUCAGGUGCUGGAUCUUAGCCGAAAUAACAUCGGUCGGCUAGGUUUCAAUACAUUUUCGAAAUUGUCAGAAUUGACUAGGCUUGAUUUGAGUUUGAACGCAUUGCGCACGAUCGAGGAAUCAUCGUUUAAUGGUUUGAAGAAAUUAAAAUGGCUCUCAUUGCAAGACAACAACAUUUUGUUAGUACCUGCUACCGCUUUGACAAAAUUACCAUCUUUAACUCAUCUACACUUGGAGUUCAAUCGAGUUGCUGCUCUCCCGAUUGAGUUGAUCGAAGCGACAGCCUCAACCCUUGCAACGUUGGCACUCACUCGAAAUCUGGUUCGAGAAAUACCUGCUGGACUAUUUCAAGAUUUUCAAGAAUUGACGAGCAUCGAGUUGUCCGGGAACAUGUUGUCAAGGAUAACACGCGAUACAUUUGUCGGAUUGGAAGAAACGUUGCUCGAAUUGGACGUGUCCUCGAAUAGAUUGACUUCGAUUGGCCAACUUCCCUUAAGACGGUUGAUCUCCCUCGAUUUAUCCGGUAAUCGGUUAACGCGAAUCCCCCCAGAAACAUUUGAUUAUUUGGAGAGGGUACGAUAUCUCAAUCUAAGCUCAAAUCCUCUCUACGGUGGUUUCCCACCUGUUUUUCCCUCUUCGGUGGUCGAUCUCGAUGUAUCCCGUACAGACUUAAACAUACUGCCCUCAAUUUUGUUUCGAAAUCUCGAAUCGCUCGAAAGGAUAUCGGUCGCUGGAAAUCGGUUGGAAAAAAUUGAGAAGACCACGUUCGACCGGCUGGCCAACCUCUCGAGAAUCGAUUUGUCCGGGAAUCUUAUCGAGCAUAUCGAGAACGAGGCUUUCGUAGGAUUGACCAAUCUAUACGAGUUAAAUUUACGGGGCAACAGGUUGAGUUCGUUUUCCGGGGAGUAUUUCGAUACUGGAACUGGAUUGGAGAGUCUCGAUCUAUCCUCAAACCGAAUAGAUAGAUUGUCACCGACCGCUUUCGCUAUUCAUCCAAGAUUAAGGGAGCUUGAUCUCUCCGAUAACCGAUUUCUCUACUUUCCAAGCGACUAUUUGAAACCAUUGCAAUUUCUUGAAUGGUUAAAUUUAUCGGGAAACGAGUUGAAAUCCGUAGACGAGUUUGCCUUCUCUCAACUCAUUCGGCUUCGAGCGCUGAACCUCGCCGCAAACCGGAUCGAGUCGCUCAACGAGCUUGCUUUCCAUAAUUCCACGCAACUCCAAUUGCUUGAUUUGUCAGGGAACGACAUCGAGGCUCUGAGCGAAAGAACAAUGGAAGGCCUGCUCCGUUUGGAACAUCUCAACCUUCGGAACAAUCGUUUGACUUCUCUUCCGGAAACGAUAUUCGAUCCAACCAGAGUCCGUUCCGUCGAAAGUAUCGAUUUGUCUGGAAAUCGAUUAAAUGAAAUUCCGAUUAGAUCUUUGCAACGACAGACCGCCUCCCUUUCCAGCCUGAACCUUGCUCGAAAUAAAAUGGUCGAAUUGUUUAGCCAGGAGGUUGCAAGCAAUGUGAAGGAAUUGGAUCUAUCGGAUAAUCCGUUGAGCGCAAACGCGAUUAAGGGAAUAUUGGGAGAAGCGAAGAUUCUUCGAUCGUUGAACUUGGCCAAUACUGGGAUCAACCGUCUGACGGUCAGACUCGAGACACCUUUCUUGAAGCGGCUCAAUCUUUCCAGGAACGACUUGACCGAGCUCAAAGCAACCACCCUUGAACGUGCUACCAUGCUCGAAACGUUGGAUGUCUCGAGGAACAAAUUGUCGGAUUUUUCGAACAUGAAUCAAACGUUUCAAGCAUUACCAGCCCUCCGCUGGCUGGACGUAUCCAGCAAUUAUGUGAAGAUCGUCAACGAAACCAGUUUCAAUAGUUUGACGAGUUUACGUUUUCUGAAGAUGUCCAAUCUGCAGAAUUGUACGAGAAUCGAGCGGAAUGCAUUCAAAUUAUUCGGAAAGCUUCGUUCCUUGAUAGCCUACGAUUAUCCAAAAUUAGGGUAUUUCGACGUUCAAGGAAUUCUAAAAGGAAUGAAUAAUUUGGAACUGUUGGACAUUGAGAUCAAAGAUUCAUCGAUAAGCAAUGAACAAUUAUCGAUACGUUCGCAUCCUCGGCUCAAGGAGGUAAUUUUACGAGGAGACAGGCUCAAAAGUAUUUUGUCCAGUUCGUUGGUCGGUGUCAGAGGACCUAAGCUAGUGUUCGGUCUCAAAAACACUUCCGUUGACUCGAUGCCUGCCGCUCUUUUCUUUCCGGUACCACGCUCGACCGAACUGGAACUUGACAUCUCCGGUAGCAAAUUUACCACUCUAUCCGGCCAAUUUCUUUCUGCGCUUGACGAACGAACCGGUUCGGUGAAGAUCAAGGGGCUCCGAUACAAUCCGAUUGAUUGUAAUUGCGACGCAAGACAUCUGUGGAAAUGGUUGAAAACGGUCGGUAAUGACGAUCCUUCGAAUCUCGUUCUCUGUUCCGCUCCUGCCAAUCUGAUUGGCUCGUCGCUCACCAAUCUCGCUGAACAUCGAUUGUCAUGUGACUUCAUCUCUUAUACCUCUGUUGACGAGCUUGUCGACGAUAAUAUUUCAACUAACCACGUUCACGUUGCCUCGUCUUCCUCUACAGUCAGAUCGACAUUUUCGGAGCCCGAGAUUAUUUGGACAGUAGCACCUGCGGUACAAAACGGCGAUCGCAAUAAACAUUACAAUAACGAUCAUGCCACUUCCUCGCCAGCCGGAUCUUCCACCGGCACUGACGACACACUGAUUAUCGGUAUUGUAGGAGGAGUUGUCGCGUUUAUAGCAUUGAUUGUGAUCGUAAUCUGCGUGUGCCGUUUCAGAUGGUCCUCCAAUCGAAUCGAUCAGACGCGUUUAGCUGUAGCGGCAGCGACUAGCAGUAUUCCUGAUGCUUCGAUGGUUAGACCCGCUAGCGCCUAUUCAGGCAAGAUCAAUCACGAGCUUUAUCUCGGAUCGUAUAACGAAUCCACGUUAGAUCGUGGAAAUAACGCGAUAGCCCCUUGCAUUCCAACCAUGUCGCAUCAAAUGAUGCCUUUGGUUCAACCACCAGUGCAUCUUAUGCACACUCUUUUAGCGCAAACUCAACCACAAUCGCAGUCCCAAUUGCAAGCGCAACAAUUUUACGGAUAUUGCGAUGGCUCUUCUUUACCUAUUUACAUUGCCUGCUCAACCGAUGCCAAGUGCGACAGAUAACUUGUAAGAUAUUUACCUUUCCUUACCUUUCUACUUUAUAUUUCCACUUCAUACACACAUAUACCUCAUAGUUUACUCGAUCAUAUUCUGUCAACAACGUGUUUUGUUGACGUGUUCACGUUCAUUCAUCAAACAUUCGUCAAUGAUUGUCAUUUAAUGAACUAACAAAUAAGUACUUAAUAUACAAACAUACUCACAUAUGCUCAGCGCAUAUGCGUAACCUCGUAUACAAAACAUGUUAUAUAUAUUUUAGAUAUUUUAUAAAUGUGUGCGUAUACUCACACUGAUAUUCUUAGUUAUGAAUUUAUAUGUAUAUUUUAUAUGAAUUAUAUAAAUUAUAUACUUUAAUAUAUCUAUUGUUCAUUUGUUGCUUGUAUUUAUAUCUAUUAUCUUGAGAGAAAAAAGACAUAUUUAUUAUUUAUUAAAACAAUAAUUCUAAAAUUGAAAAUUUGUGCAUUUAAAAUUAUAUUCAAGAAUUAUUAGAUUUAAGAUUUUUAAGAUUAUUAAUCAGGAAAAGAAAUUAAUAAUUUUGUAAUAAAUUGAUAUGAGAAACUUAGCUAAAGUUUUAGCUUUAAAAUGGAACUUUAAAAGUACUGAAAUUUUCAAAAGAAAAUGAAUAAUUAACAAAUUUUCAAUAUGACAUCAUCGAUACGUUAGAAUGAAGCAUUAAUAAUUAAUAAUUAAUUAAUUGAAUAGAAUUUUAUAUUAAAGUUGAUACGAGAAACUUGCCUGAAGUUUCAAAAUAUGAUUUCAAAAAUGUCAAUUUUUAAUAGAAAACAAAUUAUUAAUAAAUUUUUCAUGUAGUUCUCGAAAUAUGCAGAUUCUGUUUAUUCUUUUCGUAUAAUGUUACUUUCCUUGUUUAUGACUUGAAAUACUUUCUUGCAUAUUCUACUAUCCUAGUAAUAAGUUGGAAUUUCGAUAAUUCAAACGCGAGAUGGCGCUAAUUUCCAAAACUUUUUAAUAGAUAUUUAAUUUAUCAGCCGAAUGUCCUUAUUUAGAAAUUUGUGAUAUAAAAAGAAUAAACGUAAUAAAAAUUGCAUAAUUAGAUUAGAUUGUUUAAGAAGAUCAUAGAGUAAUUUGUAUUAUAAAUAUAUUUAAAUAAAAAAAUGACAGAAUGUUGUGUCAAAAAUCAAGGAAAAAAAAAUUUACUGAAAGAAAAAAUGACAAAAAAGCAAAUAAAAAAUAUAAAGAUAUGAAAAUAUAUUUAAAAUAUAAAUGGAAAAUAAUAUAAAAAUAUAAAAGUUCAUAUAAAAUAUAUUAUGAAAUAUGAAAACAAAAUAUAUAUAAAAAUAUAUAUUAUAUAAAAUAUAAUAUAAAAUAAACAAUUUUAAAAGUUCUUUAUAUGAUAUUCAAAUUUAGCUUCAAUUUUAAUCAUUAUUGCAAUUAUUCUAAAUCGAAUCAAUAACAUUAAAAAUAUUAAAAUGAUGAAGGAAUUUUAAAUGGUUUUAGAACUUCUUUAAGAUGUCGCAUAAAAAAUAUUGAGUGAUAGAUCUAUACUAUAUAUUGUCCAUGGCGGUAAUCUUGUCAUUAUUUGUUGCUACUUAGGGAACACGUGUUAAGUGAUUGAGUGACUGAUAUUAUAUAGUUUUUCUAGAUACAACAAUGGCAAGAAACCGAAAACAUAAGCAAAAAAAAAAUUUCGCAGAAAAACGUCGUGAAAAACAAAAG
Messenger RNA from Apis cerana (Asiatic honeybee), 5934 nucleotides. Its product is annotated as chaoptin. Gene Ontology annotation, molecular function: protein binding. The record is from RefSeq and is a predicted model, not a curated record. NCBI's taxonomy places the organism in Eukaryota, Metazoa, Arthropoda, Insecta, Hymenoptera, Apidae.